Messenger RNA from Cylicocyclus nassatus, 258 nucleotides. The record is from the annotation of a GenBank genome assembly. Lineage: Eukaryota; Metazoa; Nematoda; Chromadorea; Rhabditida; Strongylidae.
CAACAUCUCUGCGGCUAUCGUCCGCUGCUCCUGCGGACUACUAACAUCUUCAUCACGGUGGAUCAACGGUUGGUUCCUUCUGCCAGCGUGCCUCUCUGUACGUUGUGCAUAAGACGAGGUCUAGACUCGAUAAGUACGGAGAUGACGUUUGGCGGCGUAGUUUCACAGGUCAGGACUGCAAUCAUCUUUCAGACCUCCGAAGAAGACGACCUUGUCGAAACGUUAGGUCAAUAAAGAUACCACCGUACUAAUCUGGGC